GCCGCAACCUCUUUCUUCGCAGCUGACAGAGACGCGGCGGGCGAAAACUUUGCGUGUUUAAAAGCUCCUCUCAUUUCGCGAAUUGACGCGUCGCUCGACGACAAAAGCCCUGUCUUCGAUGGAGCCGACAAGUGAAGAAGACAUCCGGGCCAUAUUGGACGGCGCAUUCAAAGGCAGGCGAGAUGUAGGCUUAAUUAAUUAUCGAUUGCUGAGCAACUCGCCGAAUGGAUUCAAUGGCUUGUAUUACACCAUCUUAAUUAAAUAUUCGGAGAAGAGCGGCGAGGCGGAGCUGUCGUGUUUCGCCAAGGCGCUGCCGCUGGACGAGCGACACCUCGCCGACCUCCGCGGCUCCCGGCUCGUGCACAAGGAGCACGAGUUUUUCCUGCGGCUGGUGCCCACCUUCGAGAAAUUCAUCAAUUUCGAGCUGCCCCUGCCCAGGUGCUACUACUUCCGGUUCGACGAGAGCGCCUUCGGCCGCACGCUGAGCGUGCAGGAAGACCUGCAGGAGCAGGGAUUCGUCAUGAGGGACAAACUGGUGCCGAUGAACGCGCAGGAGCUGUCCGUGACGAUGCCGGCCAUGGCCAGGCUGCACGCCGCCUCCAUGGUCACCGAGCAGAAGUCGGACAUCCAUCUGCGCACCUUCUGUCGCAACCCCGAGGAGGCCCUGUGGACGCUGGACAAGAGUCGGCCGUUCUACCCGUGGCUGCAGUCGGCCAUCGACACCGUCGUCGAGGUGGCCAAGCGGAGGGACCGCUUUGCGCAGCGAAUCGGCGCGCCAGGCGCCGAGCGCAAGGUGACCGCGGCCUUCGAGCAGACCAGACUCAAGCUGCAGAUUUCGGACACGUACUGCAACGUCGUCUGCCACGGAGACAUCUGGAACAACAACCUGAUGUACCGCUACUCGGAGGACGGCGAGCCGAUCGCGGUGCGCAUUUUCGAUUUCCAAAACUAUCGAGUGGUGCCGCCGAUCACGGACCUGCUCAUGUUUAUUUUCGUCAACUCGAGCCGGCAGGUGCGUGCCCAAGUGAUGGACCGCCUCGUAUCGGAGUAUUGGCGCACUCUGGACGAGUCGCUUCGAGACGCCAACUGCCGAUUGCCACCUGAAAUGGUCGAUUUGCCAGCCAUGCGGCGCUUGGUUGACGAGUUUUGGUUAGCAGGAAUCGUGACUGCUGCCGGGUACGUGCCCAUGUGCCAGAUGCCUCCAGGGUCCAGGGAGAAAAAUGUGCCUCAGGCCGGAGAAAACCAGCUCGACUUUGACGUGAUGGACGAUUUUCUGCGCGGGAGGGGCAAAGCAGUGUUGCGAGGCAUGGGCAUCAGUCAGAUGUUUGCCAAGAAUGUUGAGGACAUCAUUGAAGAAUUGUUCGAAUACAUAGGCAUUUGAUUUUGGAUAAAAUAAAAUAAAAAUGAAAGCAA
Messenger RNA from Cloeon dipterum, 1413 nucleotides. RefSeq lists its product as uncharacterized. The coding region runs from base 119 to 1381 and encodes 420 amino acids. The record is from RefSeq and is a predicted model, not a curated record. Lineage: Eukaryota; Metazoa; Arthropoda; Insecta; Ephemeroptera; Baetidae. The transcript has a single exon.